GACAUUGACAUUCCAAUUGUUUAUAUUUAUUUGGACAAUUCGUAUGUAUAUUAAUAGCUGUUAAGUACUGAUAACAUAUUUAGUAAACGUUUAACAUCGUAGUGAUUAUAUCCUGUUUGUUUUUAUUAGAGAAGUGGUGCGUAUUAAACUAAGUGCUUUCGUUAUAGUGGAUAGUGGUAUCCUUUGAAUCCUUUCAGCAAGAUGUUAGUAAAGACAAAUAAAGAAAUUCGCAAAUUAGGACCGGGUGAAAUAAACUCCCUUGUAGAAAUCUUACACGCUGUAGAAGAUGACUGGAAAAUUUUCAUGUCUCUUAUACCAAAGGAUCCUCGGAACGAAAAUUCCGAACGAAAAUACAACAGUGAGGAUAUAAGAAAAAUUGAAAAACAUGCUGGAGAUAGUCAAGAAAAAUGUGCCAAGAUUAUGUUUGAUGAAUGGGGGACGUCAGGUCAAAUCCGGCCAACACUGAGAACAGUACAGCAAAUUGCUUUUAAGGCAGAGAUGAUGCGCCUUGUUGAUGAAAUAUCUGUCAUGUUGGGAGAGCCACUUGUUCCUCGGCCAACGCAAGGCCCCGGAGCGCCCGUGACUACGCAAAUUUCUCUUUUUGUAAACGUAGCAAGCACCGCGGAAGUGACAUGUCAAAAUAUUGGACAAAAUGGAGCUAAUGACAUGAGCACCGAGCGAUUACAUAAUGUACCAAACUGGGACCAGUUACAGAGGUCCCGCUGCAUUGAUCUCAACCUUACUACCCCACCAAUUCAACUUGAACCAGCAAAUAAUGUGCCAAACUGGGAUCUAUUGGCCAGAAGCAGAACCCUCAGUACCCAGCACUCUUUUUCUUCUUCUUCAAAUAAUAACUUACCAACAUCACUUGAAUCAGCCAUUAAUAAUACCUCACCAAUUCAAACUGGACCAGGAAAUAAUGCACCUAACUGGGCUCGAUUGGCCAAAACUGCCAAAAGCAAAUCCUUCAGUACCCAGCAGUCUUCUAAAAGCCAGGAGGAAUUCAGCAAUUAGCAGCCUAAACAAAAGGAAAAGAAAAAAUCAUUAGGGCACAAGAGAGACAAUUAUAAGGUCGCUAAUAUGACAAAAGUAGUUUGUAAAGUUAGCACUAAAUAAUAAAAUCGUAUAACUGAAUGUAUAAGC
This is a messenger RNA of Cydia fagiglandana, 1143 nucleotides long. RefSeq lists its product as uncharacterized. Lineage: Eukaryota; Metazoa; Arthropoda; Insecta; Lepidoptera; Tortricidae. The coding region runs from base 202 to 1014 and encodes 270 amino acids. The record is from RefSeq and is a predicted model, not a curated record. The transcript has 4 exons.